Molecule: messenger RNA, 5451 nt
Organism: Penicillium macrosclerotiorum
Lineage: Eukaryota; Fungi; Ascomycota; Eurotiomycetes; Eurotiales; Aspergillaceae
Product: putative pectin methylesterase
Exons: 6
Coding region: 1-5451 (1816 amino acids)
Biological process (GO): cell wall modification
Molecular function (GO): pectinesterase activity
Source: RefSeq, a predicted model, not a curated record
AUGCGUCUUCUUUCUUUCUUGGGAAUUGCCGGCCUAGCUGCUGCAACCAGCACUGCCAUUCCGACAGCCACGGCUACGUCCACAUCCACGUCCUCGUCUAGCUCCACCGCUUCCUCAACUUCUUCCACUUCCAUAACCGUUGUUGCCGUUGCAACUGACGGCAGUGCCCAGUUUACGGCUAUCGGCGACGCAAUUUUGUACGCUCAGAGCCAUGGGAUCCCAACGGUCACUGUCUCUGCUGGUACCUAUACCCAGGCAGUUACCAUCUCAGCAACACCGACAGUCACUGUUCUCGGUCAAAGCAACAAUGAAGAUGACUACUCCCAGAAUGAGGUCACCAUCACCAAUGCCGGCGUUGUCCUGACUGUGAAUAACAACGUUCAACAAGUGGCCUUCAAGAAUAUUAAUUUCCUGAAUACGGGCACAUCCGCAAUGGUUCUGAAAGGAAACAAAUAUGCUUUCUAUGAUUGCCAAAUCGUUUCGGCCGGAGCGCUGGGAAUCACUGCUAGCGUUGGUCUCGGUGUUGUUGCAAACUCCUAUAUCGAGGCCCUUGACAAGGUCAUCUACGGAGGCGCGAGUAUCUAUGUUUACAACACCGAAAUCGUGCCCGUCGAUAGUUCCGCGCUUGUGGCCUACAUGAAAGGCACUACCUCUACAUCGUCAAUUCUUUAUAACUCGACGGUUGUGUUCGACCAUGUCACAGUGACCCAGAAGUCGGGGGCAUCCAACAAGAACGUCUUUCUGGCCUCUGCUAAUGGCGCGGGAAUGGUUGUUGUUUACCGAAACUCCGUGUUGGGCAGUUUUAUUGCUGCCUCUGGCGCUCAUGUUGACACCACAACCCAAGAUGGAGUAAACUUGAUCGCGGAGUACUCCAACACUGGAGCAGGAGCUUAUUCAAGCAAUGUUGCGACUCGAUCGCAAUAUGUCUCUCUCUUGGAUGCAUCUGAGUUGUCGGAUUACAGCGUCGCUGCUGUUUUUGCUGCCGCCUACCCUACCUAUGCUUCCUCAGACACCACUUGGGUUGACUCUUCCGUUCUGGCCGCCAUCGAGAGCGCAGAUGUCAUCACCACAACUUCGAUUGCUUCAGCUGCCACCUCUGCCACAACUGCAACUUCUUCUGCUACCACCACUUCUGCCGCUACUGCCACAUCUACAUAUGUCGUGGACCCGACCUCGGGUCCGUAUAAAAACGUCACCGCUGCUAUUGCGGCCCUUCCCAGUGACGGAAACGAGUACACGAUUUACGUCAAGAGCGGCACAUACACUGAACAGAUUUCCAUCACUCGCACUGGAAAGACCAUUCUUCGUGGUGAAACUGCAUUUGAGAACGACUAUACCCAAAACACCGUCACCAUCGAGGUCUCAAACGGACAACUGACCAGCGCUGGUGAAGAUGAGACUACUCCCGUUAUAAACGCCAAGAACAGCGAUGGCAAGGGAUUGGCUAUUUACAACAUCGAUUUCAAGAACACUUAUCCCCAAACCUCCAACACCGCUGCUCUCGCUGCUGAUUUCUACGGCACGGUUCAAGCGUACGGAUGCUCUUUUAUCGGAUAUCAAGACACCCUUCUGGCCAACAAAGGCACCCAGGUGUUCUCGAACUGUUACAUUGAAGGCUCCGUCGAUUACAUUUGGGGAUUUUCGACUGCAUACUUUUUCCAGUCUGUCAUCGCGGCCAACACUGCGGGCGCAAGUAUCGCUGCUAUGAGUCGUUCCUCAGCCACUGCCACAGGUGGUUACGUGUUCGACAAGUGUGUUGUCACCUACACGUCUACCUACGGUACUACUUACCAGGACACCUGGCUCGGAAGACCUUACUCCGAAUACAGUCGUGUUGUCUACAUGAACUCAUACCUGGACAAGCAUAUCAAUCCUGCUGGCUGGCACAUCUGGUCAACGAGCGCCCCUCAAACCGACUAUGUUACAUUUGGAGAGUUUAACAACACUGGACCGAGCAGCUGGUCUAACAGCCGUGCUUCGUUUGCCACAAACUUGACUGAGACUGAGGCCGAGGCUUACACCUUGUCCAACUGGAUUGGUUCCACCUCUUGGCUCGAUAUGGAUGCUUAUAGCUUCGUUCCAUCUUAUGAUCUGACUGGAGGGGCUAGUGCGACGGCUACGUCCACCGCAUCUAGCACCACCUCAAUCUCAACUUCCACUUCUACAGCAGUAGCUACCUGGACUCAUCCCACGAGUGGUACCACUCCUCCCACUGGUGCUGUCCUAGUCAGUGUCGGUGGAACCAUUGAUGGCUCCUAUAGUAACUUGACUGAUGCUCUGGCCUCACUUCCGGACGAUACCACCACUCAAGUGAUCUUCAUGUAUGCUGGAACUUAUGAUGAGCAAGUCCCUUCCAUUGACAGAGACGGGCCUGUCAUGAUCAUCGGUUACACCACUGGAAAUCCCGGCCAGAGCUAUGCUGAUAACGAGGUUACCAUCACCUUCUCUCGUGGCCUUUCUGUCUCUCCUUUGCCAACCGGCCACUCUGAUGCCGAAACUGCAACUGUCGCUACUGCCUCGACCAAGAUCGCAUUUUACAACGUGAACAUCAUCAAUUCGGACAAUCUUGAUGGUUCGGAAUCAUCUUACGUGACUCUGGCUGCCUCAAUCUAUGGAAACCACAUCGCAUUCUACGCUGUUUAUUUCCAAGGUUGGCAGGAUACCCUCCUCACUGGAAGCACCACUGGCUACCAGUAUUACGAGUCUUCGUACAUCGAGGGUGCAAUUGACUUUAUUUGGGGUUACUCGAAGGCCUACUUCAAGGGCUGCACAAUCGGAGCCAAGCGGGCCAAGUCGGCAAUCACAGCACACAGCAGAGCCUCGUUGAGUGCUAUUGGAGGAUAUAUCUUUGACCAGACUUUAUUCACUGCCGCAGCCGAUGCUACCGUUGACCUAACGGAGACUGUGUAUCUUGGUCGCCCUUACUCCGAGUAUGCUCUUGUCGUGAUCAAAAACUCCUAUAUGACUGAUGUUAUCAACCCCUCUGGAUGGAAGGUCUGGUCGACUGCGGACCCUCGUACCGCUUAUAUCACAUUCGCUGAGUUCAACAACUCGGGUCCCGGAAAUUGGGAAAACAAUGAGGCUGCCCGUGAGGCUUUCGGUUACGCCACUCUUCUCACAGAGGACAGUUACUCUCUGGAAAGUGUCAUGGAUUCCACAGACUGGAUUGAUAUGACUUACUGGGACUCCAUCGAUACUCCCACCUCCGUCUUGGGGAUAUCGACAACGACUGCCACUGCCACAUCCUCUGCUACUGCGACUGCGACUGCGGCAUACGAUGGAACAACGCCACCCAGUGGAGCGUACAUUGUCUCGAAGACCAGCCUUGGAACCAACACAACCACAUACGAUACCAUCCAGAGCGCCCUUGAUGCCAUUCCAACUUCAUCUAAGAUCACUCCCACUAUUUUCAUCUACCCUGGAACCUACGAGGAACAGCUUGUCAUCAGCAAGUCUGGGACCGUAAUCUUGGUUGGCUAUUCGGAAUCCACUUACGAUUACUCUAGCAACCAGGUCACUAUCCAGUACAAUCAUGGUGUCGAUACUCAAGCAGAUGAAUCCAACUCAGACAGUGCAACUGUUUAUGCUACUGGAAAUUACUUUGAGGCUAUCAACAUCAAUUUCGUGAAUAAUAAUGGCACGGAAAAGGAUAUCGCAUCUCUGGGUUUUGCUGUGAAGUCGAGCAAGUAUGCUAGUCUCUACGGCUGCCAAGUAACAGGAAACCAGGAUGCGCUGUUGAUCAACGGCUACUUGUGGAUGUCGAACGGAUAUGUGGAGGGAAAUAUCGAUAUGAUUUGGGGAAGUGGAUCUGGCUAUUUCCUCAACACAACAAUAUCGCCCAAUGAGGAUAGCAUCAACCUCACCGCAGACAAGCGUGCUACCAGUACAACUGCUGGAGGUUUCGUUUUCGAUCAAUGUACCAUCGUUCCUUCGACCGGUGCAGGAUCUAUGUCUAAGAUCUCUCUCGGACGGCCUUGGAAUUCCUACGCUCGAGUUGCUUACAUCGAGUCUUACCUUGACUCUUGUGUUGAGUCUGCUGGCUGGAAUGAAUGGUCUUCUUCGAGCCCACAAACCGAUGGUGUCACCUUUGCAGAAUAUGGUAACAUUGGUCCGGGUUCGAGUACCUCUGGUCGUGCUUCUUUUUCCACACAGCUCAACGAUACCGGAGCUGCUCAGUUUGAACUGGAUAACUUCUUCGCCACAACCUCCUGGAUUGAUCUAACUCAUGUUGAUGGUGAACCAUUCGUUGCGGAUAUUGUUACUAGUACAAUCGAUGUUGUGGUUACAACCACUUCAGAUAUUCUAUCCACAAUAACACCGACUGACAAGACUUCGACUGUCAAGUCCACCGUCACUCUGACAAUCACACCCGAUGUUGUUUCAAAGACUACAACGGCAAAGUCAACUAUUACUACUACAGAGACUGUGACUGAGCCGACUAAAACAUCCACAAAGACCUCGGUCGUGACAGUUGACGUGGGCUCAACGGUUACACCCGAUGCAAAGACAGUUACCACAACUAAUAAGUCCACAACCACGGACACUGUCACCGUCACUGGAAAGGCCACCACGACAACUGUGAAGAGCACAAUGACCACAACUUCAACAAUCACUGCUAAAGCUUCCACCAAGACCGUCACAGAAACCGCGACAGUUACUAGUGUGAAAACCACAAGCGCCAAGGCUGGGAAAACAACUUCCACCAAAUACGUGACCAUCGGCACUGGAGGUACAACGACCAUCAGCACAAAGGCAACCACUUCAACUGUUACUUCCACUUCCACAAAGACAUCCACCAAGACCGUCACAACAACGGUAAGCUGUGAUGCUGCCACAAAGAAGAUGAAGCGUGACCUUUCUCCGCGGGGUGUCACGGAUGUCGUGACUGUUUAUGUCACGGAUGUCGAUGUUGUCACAAAGACUGUUACCACAACAUUGCCAGUCGUGACCGAUUACAUUACUUCAAUUGCCACAAAGACAACAUCGAUUCAUGCGUCCACUGUUACGGAGACUGUGACAUCUCUGGCUACCAAGGUCUCAAGUACCACAAUCCCAGCCGUGACCUUGACCAUCACCAUUGUUGAGACAACAUCGGUGGGCAAGACCACCACUCUGAAGGCAUCUACCGUCACCAGCACCGUUACAAGUGCAGUUGAGAAAAUUUCGACAGUGACUGCUCCUGGUGAGACUGUGAAAACUACGAGUGUCAAGAGCACAACAGUUAAAAGCACGCUUUCGCUCCCUGCCUCCACCACGACGACCACUAAGACGACUACCAUCAAGAGCACUACCACUCUUCCCGCCUCUACCAGCACCAUUAUCAAGACAUCCACUGUGACCAACAGUCCCUCUGUCACCAUCACGGAGCGUGCUACUUCUACUUCCACCAAGGUUGUAAGCACAACGUCGACUCAUACCGUGACUGCGACAAAGACGGCCAAGUGCUCCUGA